GACGAACCGGACCGAACCGGACCGGGAAAAGCUGCUUCAGUCAGAAAUGGGUCCAGACUCGAAUCAUUUCCUGUCCGAACCUUUCUGCUCCAGUUUCACCAGCAGCAUGAAAGCUGCAGCUGCUUCUGGAUUCAUCCCGCCCAGCACCGGAGAAUUUAUAAAAUGACACAAUGAAGCCCGUCUCCUCCUCCUCCUCCUCCUCCUCUUCCUCACUGUAACCCCUGCGCUGCAGCCACGCACCGAACCGCACCGAACCGCAGGAUGCUGUGGAAGUCCCGGACCAAAGCCGAGGAGCGGGCGGACGGACUCAGCGGCUCCUCUCCCAGCGGCCGCCUGUCGCAGCUCUCCUCCCUGAACCAGUCCGCCUACUCCGCGGCUCCCCCGCUCUGCCACACGCCGGCCUCGGACUUCCAGCCGCCAUACUUCCCGCCGCCCUACCCGCAGUCCUCGCUGCCGUACUCCCAGAGCCAGGACUCGGCCUACUCGCACCUGCCGGAGCCGUACCCUUCCAUCAACCCGCUGCACCAGCAUCAGCAGGCGGCCUGGCACUCCCAGAGGUCCCGCUCGGAGGACGGCGGCCUGCUGUCGCAGUCGCACCGGGCGCUGAGCCUGGACCCCCGGCGGGAGUACGCCGCCGUGCCGCGGCUCCUGCACGGGCUCGGGGAGGGCGCGGCGGCGCUGGGGGACGGAGCUCUGGGGAUGCACCUGGGACACCACGGCCUGGAGGAGCUGCAGGGGAUGGAGGAAGGAUCCGCCCUGGGCAUCCUGGACCACUCUGUCAUUAAAAAAGUUCCCUCCAAGCUCAACGGCUCCGCCCUGUCGGCUCUGUCCAUCGGGAAGGACGGCCUGAGCGGCGCCGUGUCCAACCCGGCCGAGGUGUUCUGCUCCGUCCCGGGACGCCUCUCCCUGCUCAGCUCCACCUCCAAGUACAAGGUGACGGUGGGCGAGGUGCAGCGCCGCCUGUCUCCACCCGAGUGCCUCAACGCGUCGCUGCUGGGCGGAGUCCUGCGCAGGGCCAAGUCGAAGAAUGGUGGCCGCUGUCUGAGAGAGCGUCUGGAGAAGAUUGGGCUGAACCUGCCUGCCGGGCGACGCAAGGCCGCCAACGUCACUCUGCUGACAUCUCUGGUGGAGGGUGAGGCGGUCCACCUGGCCCGGGACUUUGGCUACGUGUGUGAGACGGAGUUUCCUGCCAGAGCCACGGCUGAGUACCUGUGCAGGCAGAGCGACCCGGACCAGCUGCCGACCAGACGCAGCAUGCUGCUGGCCACCAAGGAGAUCUGUAAGGAGUUUGUGGACCUGAUGACCCAGGACCGCUCCCCGCUGGGCGGCAGCCGGCCCACGCCCUGCCUGGAGCCCGGCAUCCAGGGCAGCCUGACCCACUUCAGCCUGCUGACGCACGGCUUCGGCACGCCGGCCAUCUGCGCGGCGCUGUCGGCCUUCCAGAGCUACCUGAUGGAGGCUGUCAAGCUGCUGGACAAGGAAGGAGGGAAGGGCCACCACGACAAGGAGAUGAAGCACCGGAAAUGAGGAGAGGCCCCAGAGCCACCUCCACCCUCAGGACCAGACUCUACCUGCCAGCAGGCUCCUCCCACUGAGGGGCGGAGCUAACGAUAUCUGUACUGUAGGAACACCUGAUGGCGCCGCAUGGACCUCUGACCUCCCAGUGGGGAGGUUCUGGUUUAUUCCUGUUUCUGUGGACUCUCCAAGCCCCUCCCACCCACUCCCACACCUGAAGGCUCUGAAUCCAUAUCCGACUCGGAUCUGGAGCUACAGGAGUCUGGGACUGUUCAAUCUGUAGUCCUCCGCAGCAAGUGCUCAUGGGAAAUGGAGUCCUCUCAGUUACAGGAGACUUUUUAUUUUCAGGUGUUUGUAACUUAAAGUAACAGAAAUCAUUUUGUACUUUCAGUGUGUGUUUAUUAUUAUUAUUGUUACUGUUAUUAUUGUAUUACAACAUAAAUGUAAUAUAUUAUUAAAGAAUUAAGAACUC
Messenger RNA from Gambusia affinis (western mosquitofish), 1987 nucleotides. RefSeq names its product transcription factor AP-2 epsilon (gene tfap2e). The record is from RefSeq and is a predicted model, not a curated record. NCBI's taxonomy places the organism in Eukaryota, Metazoa, Chordata, Actinopteri, Cyprinodontiformes, Poeciliidae. Gene Ontology annotation, biological process: anatomical structure development; regulation of transcription by RNA polymerase II; regulation of cell population proliferation. The transcript has 8 exons. The coding region runs from base 262 to 1527 and encodes 421 amino acids. Gene Ontology annotation, cellular component: nucleus. Gene Ontology annotation, molecular function: DNA-binding transcription factor activity, RNA polymerase II-specific; RNA polymerase II transcription regulatory region sequence-specific DNA binding.